CACCUUUUCACCUUUUCAUUUUUCAACCCCCUCUCCAUGCUUACACUGUCACUGUAGUGCAUGCAAGAGUAGUGGUAAAAAGACGUUGCCCCUACACCUUCAGCUACCUCGUCACCUAGCUCUCCUCUCAUCAUCCAUCAGAGCGAGACAGGGAGUGAGUGUGUGAUACGGAUGAUGUGCUGCGUCCUUUCUUCCUAGGAGAAGUUGCAUCAUCAUAACAGCUGCUUCCGUUGCUAGAUAGCCAUCUCUAGCUAGCUCUUGCAAAAAUCUAUCGUUGGUUCUUGGCUUGUUGCGCCGGCCGGCCGGUCGCCAUGCAGGAGGAGCAAGCUGCUGCCGACGCUGCUGGUAAUAGUAGCCCCCCUAGUCAUCAGGAGCAGGAGAGCUCGGGCGGGUGCUGCUUGGUGCGUGGCCCCAUCAUCGUCGGCGCCGGGCCGUCCGGCCUCGCCGUGGCGGCCACGCUGAGGCGGCACGCGGUGCCCUUCACGGUGCUGGAGCGCUCCGACGGCAUCGCCGACCUGUGGACGAACCGCACAUACGACCGCCUCCGCCUGCACCUCCCCAAGGUCUUCUGCGAGCUCCCGCACGUGGGCUUCCCGGCCGACUUCCCCACGUACCCGAGCAAGCACGACUUCCUCCGGUACCUGCGCUCCUACGCCGCGCGGUUCGCCGUGUCGCCACUGUUCGGGCGCACGGUGACGCGCGCGCGGUUCGACGCCGCCGCGUCGCUCUGGCGGGUGACGGCGGUCUCGGCGGCGGACGGCGGCCGGGCGACCGAGUACGCGUCGCCGUGGCUGGUGGUGGCCAGCGGCGAGAACGCGGAGGUGGUGGAGCCCAAGGUGAAGGGGAGGGAGAGGUUCGCCGGGGAGGCGCUGCACUCCAGCGCGUACAGGAGCGGCGAGAGGUUCAAGGGCAGGAGGGUGCUGGUCGUCGGCUGCGGCAACUCCGGGAUGGAGAUGUGCUUGGAUCUGUGCGAGCUUGGUGCAAUGCCCUUCAUGUCCGUCAGGAGCGGGGUGCACGUCCUCCCAAGAGAGAUGUUUGGGACCUCGACGUUCGGCGUCGCCAUGAAACUGCUCAAGUGGCUGCCCAUCAAGCUGGUGGAUAGGUUCCUGCUCCUGGUGGCGAAGAUGGUCCUGGGGGACACGGAGAGGCACGGGCUGCGCCGGCCCAAGCUGGGCCCGCUGGAGAUCAAGAAGAUCACCGGCAAGAGCCCUGUUCUGGACGUGGGAGCAUGGUCGUUGAUCAAAUCUGGAAACAUCAAGAUCGUGCCAGAGGUCGAGUCAUUCACCGGCGGCAGCGGAGUGAGGUUCGUGGACGGCAACGAGAUGGCCUUCGACGCCGUCAUCUUCGCCACCGGCUACAGAAGCAACGUCCCUUCCUGGCUCAAGGACGGUGACCUGUUCACGGAGGACGGCAAGCCAAGGGCGGCUCAGGAGCCGACGACGAGCAGCAACAGCAGCUGCUGCAGCUGGAGGGGUCCCAACGGGCUCUACUGCGUGGGAUUCUCCGGCCGGGGCCUGCUCGGCGCUGGCGCGGACGCGCUGAGGGCCGCCGCCGACAUCGCCGGGAGGUGGCAGGCGGCGGCAGCGGCCGGAGGAGGAGCCAGCAGCAAGAUCUCAAUCUCCUCCGCCUCGGUCUAGUCCGUCCACAGGGCGCGCAUGCAUAUGGUGGUGGUGGUGUCCUGGCGACGACGAGCAAUGCAAGCUGCCACUGCGGCUGUGUGUAUUGUAGCAAGAGGGAGACUGGUGACUGGGCGAGUAGCAGUAGGCAGGUGCCCGGCCUGGUGGCGCUGCCGCAUGCUUGCUGAAACAGCAGCAGGCUGCGCGCUCUCCGAUCCAGUCCUGGUGCUGCACAGAUGUUAUCGCAGGUGGUGGGGAGGAGAGGAGAGGACGGAGCAGGAGGAAGACUGGAAGAGGCCGCCGGGUGACCGGCCGGUGGCCUGUCCGUGCAUGGUGUAGCGUGUGCAGGGGGCCGGGGACCGUGACAAAAUUUUGCAUAGGACGUGGUUUGUCUCAUGUACCCGUGCAGGCACAUAGGGAUGAAAUAGUGCAGGCGUCUUUUUUUGUCCAAGGAUGCAGUGCAGUGCAGGCCGUCGUGGUGUCGUCCGCAUUACGUCCCUAAAUUCCAGCCACGCCGCCUGCUUGUUCAUCAAUUCGCUGAUGUAUGUUUUCUUCUCAAGG
This is a messenger RNA of Panicum virgatum (switchgrass), 2177 nucleotides long. Its product is annotated as indole-3-pyruvate monooxygenase YUCCA8-like. The coding region runs from base 312 to 1637 and encodes 441 amino acids. Gene Ontology annotation, molecular function: flavin adenine dinucleotide binding; NADP binding; N,N-dimethylaniline monooxygenase activity. The transcript is spliced from 4 exons. The record is from RefSeq and is a predicted model, not a curated record. NCBI's taxonomy places the organism in Eukaryota, Viridiplantae, Streptophyta, Magnoliopsida, Poales, Poaceae. Gene Ontology annotation, biological process: auxin biosynthetic process.